Messenger RNA from Cercospora beticola, 1533 nucleotides. RefSeq names its product PPIL4 family peptidylprolyl isomerase (gene CYP6). Gene Ontology annotation, cellular component: nucleus. The record is from RefSeq and is a predicted model, not a curated record. Gene Ontology annotation, molecular function: RNA binding; peptidyl-prolyl cis-trans isomerase activity. Lineage: Eukaryota; Fungi; Ascomycota; Dothideomycetes; Mycosphaerellales; Mycosphaerellaceae. Gene Ontology annotation, biological process: protein peptidyl-prolyl isomerization.
CGCGCGGCUCGCGCGCAUCACGACUUCCACUGCCACCACCGCUCCAUCUCUCCCCUGCCGCCAGUGCACGUCCUCAGGCGCCAUGGCCGUCAUCUUCGAGACGAGCGCCGGCGACAUCACCGUCGACCUGUUCGUCGACGAUGCGCCCACAUGCUGUGAGAACUUCCUAAAACUCUGCAAAAUCAAGUAUUACAACUACUCACCAAUCUACAAUGUCCAGCCGAACUUCUCCUUCCAGAGCGGUGACCCCAUCGGCCCAGAGUCAAAAGAGAGUGACGGCGGAUCGGCGAUAUGGGCGCUUCCCGAUGGCACCACGAAGCGUGCCUCCAGGCCCGAACGCGCCACCUUCAAGCCCGAGUUCUCCAAAAAGAGGAAGCACAAGGAGCGGGGCACGCUGAGCAUGGCUACCACGCCUUCGAAGCUGAACCCGGGUGAGCGACUCGCAGGGAGUCAAUUCAUCAUCACACUGGCGGAUGGGCUGGAGGAGUUGGAUGGCAAAGCAGCAGUCUUUGGCGAGGUUGUGGAAGGCUUCGAUGCGCUUGAAAAGAUCAAUACCGCAUUCCUGGACUCGACAGGGCGGCCUCUGCAGGACAUCAGGAUACUCCAUACCGUAGUUCUCGACGAUCCUUACGAUGAUCCCCCAGGCCUCGUUGAGCCACCGGAGAGCCCUCUGCCAUCAGCUGAACAGCGAGCGACUGUGAGGAUCGCGCACGAUGAAGUUCUGAAGGACGACACAGAUCCGGAACAGAUGGAAAAGCUACGGAGAGAACGCGAAGCGCGCGCACAAGCUCUGACUCUGGAACUGAUAGGAGAUCUUCCCUUUGCGGAUGUCACUCCUCCAGAGCAAAUUCUGUUCGUGUGCAAGCUCAAUCCAGUCACACGCGACGAAGACCUCGAGCUCAUCUUCUCUCGCCUCGGAAAGAUCCUGUCGUGCGAGGUCAUCCGCGAUAAGAAGACGGGGGACAGUUUGCAGUACGCCUUCAUCGAGUUUGCGAACAAGGAAGACUGCGAGCGGGCGUACUUCAAAAUGCAAGGAGUACUCAUUGACGAUCACCGCAUUCACGUGGACUUUUCGCAGAGUGUUUCUAAGAUCGCGGAUGAGUGGCGAAGCAACACAAACUCCAAGACGGCCAGAUCUCGUGGUGGAUUUGGCGGCAUUGACAGCUUGCAGAAGCGCAAGCAGUAUCGUGACGGUGGGAGAGAGGGCGGCAGCGGUCGACAUUACGAUUAUGUAUUCGACAAGCACGACAAAUCCAGGCGAGAUGGCGACCGUGAUAGCACAAGACGAAGAUCUCGAAGUCGCAGUCCCAAACGACAUGAGAGGCACGAAGGAAGACGGGACCGGCCUCGCGAUGAACGGAGAAGGUCACGCAGUCGUGACCGAUAUCACGAUAGGUCUAGACGAUAGCCAGAUAUAUUAUCAAAGGCCUUCGUGGAAUUGCAUCGAAUUCGUCUACCCCAAGGGCCAACAUCAGAUGUGCUCAGCAUUCGGGAAGCAUUCACCUACGCUGUUCACCAAGUUGCACGUGUCGG